ACCAACAUGCAGUCGAUGGGACUGGGCGGUGGUUUCGUGAUGAACAUCUACCGGCGCCAGGAACGCCGGGCGUACACGCUCGACGCGCGGGAGAUUGCGGCCGGGCGCGCCACCGAGGACAUGCACCUGGACGAUCCGAGCACAACCAACGAGGGUCCGCUGUCGAUAGCGGUGCCGGGAGAGCUGAAGGGCUACUGGGAGGCUCAUCAGCGCUUCGGGCAGCUGCCGUGGUCCGAGGUGCUUCGGCCGACGCAGCAGCUGUGCCGGCGUGGGAUACCGAUCUCGAAGCACAUGCAGGACUCGCUCUCCUUCAACUCGAAAGCCCUCAAUGACGCGAGAAUCAGGGAGCUGUUCACCGAUCCGCAGACCGGUCGACGGAAGCAGCAGGGAGACCUCGUACAUCCACAUUCGCUCUGCAACACGCUCGAUCGCAUCGCGGACGAGGGCGGCGACAGCCUGUAUCGGGGGGCACUGGCCGACGAAUUCGCCGCUGACCUGCAGGACCUGGGAAGCAUCAUCACGCAGGAGGAUCUGCGCAAAUACAGCGUCAUCUGGAGCGAGUCCAUCCCCAUCAAGCUGAACGAGGACACAAUGUACGUGGUACCACCACCGGCUAGUGGCGUCCUGUUGGCGUUAAUCAUGAACAUCCUGAAAGGCUACCGAUUUCAGCCCAGCGAUGUAACCAGCGUCGACAAUGCCGUCCGAACGCUGCACCGGAUCGUGGAGGCGUUCAAGUACGCCUACGGCAAGCGCACAGAAAUUGGGGAUCCCCGUUACAUCGACGUGCGGGAGCUCACGGCGAACCUCACGUCGGACGAGUAUGCGGAAACCGUGCGCAAACGGAUAGACGACGAACACACGCAUGCUGAUCCGAGGGACUACGAUGGUUACUUCUUCACCCCCAACAACGAUGGCACGGCUCACAUUUCGGUGCUUGCGCCAUCUGGGGACGCAGUGUCGGUAACUAGCUCGGUAAACUUUUACUUUGGUGCUGGCCUGAUGGGAUCCCGCACUGGCAUCAUUGUAAACAGUGGCAUGGAUGAUUUUUCGUCACCCGGGCUGCUCAACUACUUCGGUCUACCCGGUUCCAGAGCGAAUUUCAUACGGCCUCACAAGCGGGCCCUAUCGUCGAUGUCACCGACGAUAGUGGCUGAUGCGGAACACAACGUCCGACUGAUCGUCGGUGCGGCCGGUGGUACCAAAAUUACUACCGCUGUCGCGUUGACGUUGAUGCGCGCUCUCUGGUUCGGCUACGACAUCAAGGAAGCGAUCGACGCACCUCGACUGCACCAUCAGCUGGUACCGAUGGCGGUGCAAUACGAAUAUGGAAACUUAGACGUUAUUGUUAAAGGGCUGCAAGGCAAAGGACAUCAAACAACGCGCUAUCGAGAGCGAGGAUCCAUAAUCUGCGCGAUCGCCCAGAAUGCGUCCGGGGUGUACGCCAACGCCGACUUCCGGAAGGGUGGCGACGUUGCCGGCUUUUGAAGUAGAAAAUACGUGAACAUUGUUUUGAAUUUAAACCAGCUGCUAAGCAUAGUGCAUUUGUUGUUUGUUACACUAUUACCUAAGGUUCCCGUUUA
Molecule: messenger RNA, 1580 nt
Organism: Anopheles coustani
Lineage: Eukaryota; Metazoa; Arthropoda; Insecta; Diptera; Culicidae
Product: glutathione hydrolase 1 proenzyme-like
Exons: 7
Coding region: 7-1485 (492 amino acids)
Biological process (GO): glutathione catabolic process
Cellular component (GO): plasma membrane
Molecular function (GO): glutathione gamma-glutamate hydrolase
Source: RefSeq, a predicted model, not a curated record